AAAUUAGUACAUUUUCCAUUUUCAACAUGUCCCUUGUUGUCUGCAUGCAUGGUCCGUUUGACAGAUUGCCAUCGUUUUGUGUUUCUUCAUUGCAGUGCAGGUCGUGUGAAUUUUUAAGGAUGUCGCUGGGACCGUUCUUCCGUUCUCCCUUCACGGAUCUGACCGCAUCGAUGGUCAACUUCCAGCAGUAUGACAAAUGCGGCGAGCUGGAAAUGGCAUCGAUCGACUGUCUGGAAGCCUACGGAACGGUCAAGGGAUCGGAAAAGUGCGCCAACAUUUUGGCCGAUUUCCAGGAGUGCGCCUUCAUGAAUCUGCAAAUGAAGCGAUUCCAGGCUAUGCGUUUGGAGAGACAUCGUCAGGGUCUGAUGGGUGAGAGAAAGCCCAGUGAAUACUAUGCCAAGGCGCCACGCGUCGACGCUUAUUAGUUCGAUGAAAUCGUAAUUCGUCAUUUUAAUAAAUUAAUUUGAUAAAUCUGUAAUGCAAAA
Aedes albopictus (Asian tiger mosquito) is the source of this 485-nucleotide messenger RNA. RefSeq lists its product as uncharacterized. The transcript is spliced from 3 exons. The coding region runs from base 27 to 425 and encodes 132 amino acids. Lineage: Eukaryota; Metazoa; Arthropoda; Insecta; Diptera; Culicidae. The record is from RefSeq and is a predicted model, not a curated record.